GGGGCAACUUUGCUUCUUUAAUGGAAGCAAGUCGGAAGCAGUUCGGCGACAUAGUGGGCUUCAUCCCGCCGGCGGGCGAGAACGGGGUUCAUCUGUUUCAUUUCGACCACAUAAAGGACGCAUGUGCGAAGCAAGAAUUUACUGGGAGACUAGACAACUUUCUAUUGCUCUUGCGCAGCUAUCAUCAACAGCUCGGCAUAAUUUUCAGCCAAGGUGCCGCGUGGGUUGAACACAGACGCUUCGCCCUGCAUCAUCUGAAGGAUCUCGGCUUUGGAAAAGUCUCCACGGAGUCGAUAGUUAUUGAUGAGUUCGAAGAGCUCGCCAAAGACAUGAUUCGCGACAUUGGUUCGCCGAUGAAGGUCAACUGCCGCUUCCACCUGACGGUGCUGAACGUCCUCUGGCGUCUGGUAGCAGACAACAGAUUCGACAGCCGCGACCCGGAUGCCCAGACUUACAUAAACACCGUCAACGAGUUCUUCGCGGUGCUCAAUCCGCACAACCCGCUGCAGUUGGCACCGUGGCUGCGACACAUAGCUCCGGAGUGGAGUGGCUACAACGCUGUGGUUCGCCACCGCAGCGUGACCACUGGCAUGUUCAAGGAGCUGAUCCGCGAGCACCAGCAGACGCUGGACCGCUCCAGCCCGCGCGACUUCAUCGACCUCUUCCUGCUCGAGAUGGAGGCGCCGGGCGCCGAGGGUCGCCAGUUCACGGAGCAGAACCUGACCAUCAUCGGCAUGGAUCUCUUCGUCGCCGGCAUGGAGACGACCUCCACCUCGCUGAGCUGGGCGCUGCUCUUCAUGGUGCUUCACCCGGAGGUGCAGAGCCGCGUGCAGCGUGAGAUUGACGCCGUCCUGGGCGGCCGUCACCCCGCUUACGCCGAUCGUCACGACAUGCCGUACACGGCGGCCACGCUGAUGGAGGUGGCGCGGCGGGCCACCGUGCUGCCGCGGUCGGUGAGCCACCGCGCUGUCCGCGACGCCGACCUCGCCGGCUACGCGAUCCCCAAGGGCACGGUGCUGGUGAUGCACCUGGACGCCGUGCACAUGGACGCGGCGUACUGGGGCGACCCGCACGCCUUCCGGCCGGAGCGUUUCCUGCAGUCGGACGGCAGCUUGCGACGCGACGAGCGGCUCAUCCCGUUCGGCGUUGGCAGGAGGAUCUGUCUGGGUGAGACGCUGGCCCGCAUGGAGAUGUUCGUGCUGUUCACCUGCCUGUUGCAGAAGUACAGAAUGUCUGUAAAUCGGGAGCAGGCCCCUCCAGAUGUCUCCUCUCGGAGAGACAUCGCAGGCGCCUAUCGGGGGAUCACCAGUGAGUACAGCUCAGCUCCGUCUCGACGCGUCCGCUCCCGGACUGAGGCCGAGCUGUCGCCGGACCGUUAG
This is a messenger RNA of Pollicipes pollicipes, 1379 nucleotides long. RefSeq names its product methyl farnesoate epoxidase-like. Bases 21 to 1379 code for a protein of 452 amino acids. The record is from RefSeq and is a predicted model, not a curated record. Gene Ontology annotation, biological process: xenobiotic metabolic process. Gene Ontology annotation, molecular function: oxidoreductase activity, acting on paired donors, with incorporation or reduction of molecular oxygen, reduced flavin or flavoprotein as one donor, and incorporation of one atom of oxygen; iron ion binding; heme binding. Gene Ontology annotation, cellular component: intracellular membrane-bounded organelle; cytoplasm. NCBI's taxonomy places the organism in Eukaryota, Metazoa, Arthropoda, Thecostraca, Pollicipedomorpha, Pollicipedidae. The transcript has 2 exons.